UAAUAUUACCUGCUGCUUGGGAAACGGAAGUACGUCAGUCACUGGACAAGAAACGGAGAAUUGUAUCUUUUCUUGGUUAGGUUCUGUGGCAGGCACGUUGUCGGAAAGAUAAGCCACAAUGCAGAUCUUUGUUAAAACUCUUACUGGUAAGACCAUAACCCUUGAGGUUGAGGCUUCAGAUACUAUUGAAAAUGUGAAGGCCAAGAUUCAAGAUAAAGAGGGUAUUCCUCCAGAUCAGCAGCGACUUAUUUUCGCUGGUAAACAACUUGAAGAUGGAAGAACUCUUUCCGAUUACAAUAUUCAAAAAGAAUCAACUCUUCACUUGGUGCUUCGUCUUCGUGGUGGUGUAAUUGAGCCAACUCUCAGGAUUUUGGCACAAAAAUACAACUGCGAUAAAAUGAUUUGCAGAAAAUGUUACGCACGUCUUCAUCCACGUGCCACAAAUUGCCGAAAAAAGAAAUGUGGACACACCAAUAACAUUCGUCCCAAAAAGAAGCUAAAGUAAACGCGGAUUCUUUUUCUUUCAUCAGGUCAUGAAAAAUGUAUAUUUAUUCUUUUUUUUCAUACAUUACAAAAAGUAACCAAGACCUGUAUGUUUUUACACUUUCGAUUUAAAUAAAUUCUAAAUCGAGAUUAA
Leptopilina heterotoma is the source of this 637-nucleotide messenger RNA. It is a transcript of the gene RpL40, whose product is annotated as ubiquitin-60S ribosomal protein L40. NCBI's taxonomy places the organism in Eukaryota, Metazoa, Arthropoda, Insecta, Hymenoptera, Figitidae. Gene Ontology annotation, biological process: translation; modification-dependent protein catabolic process; protein ubiquitination. Gene Ontology annotation, cellular component: cytoplasm; ribosome; nucleus. Gene Ontology annotation, molecular function: protein tag activity; structural constituent of ribosome; ubiquitin protein ligase binding. The record is from RefSeq and is a predicted model, not a curated record. The transcript has 4 exons. The coding region runs from base 119 to 505 and encodes 128 amino acids.